AUGAAGAAAGCGCACACUGAGCCCCUAAAACUCUUCUUCCUGGGAUGUAUCGCUGGUUGGUGGGUAGGCCUCGCUGUUAUCAUCACGACAACUCUGUCCGGAGGGAUCCCCAAAGAAGUGAGGGAUGCAUGGCCGAUGCUCCCCAAGUUGUUUGUGGGCAUAUUCUUUCCUGCUGCUAUCUGGUUUAUCGUCAUUUUCGGAGGAGAGCUUUUCACCGGCAAUUCCAUGUACAUGAUUGUUGGGCUGAUCGCCAAGAGAGUAACGAUCUGGGAGCUCCUGUACAACUGGAGCGUCGUCCUUGUCUCAAACUUCGCUGGCUGCGUUGCUACAGUCUACUUCUUUGGAUAUCUCACUGACCUCUUUGUGUCCGAGCCGACCCACAGUUACAUCACUCAUGUUGCCGAGUACAAGGUUCACCUCAAGCCUGAAGUAGCCUUUCUCCGCGCCAUUCCAGCCAACGCCCUCGUCUGCACGUGCAUUCUUUUUGGAAUGUCUGCCAAGGAUAUGACGGGCAAGUUGUUCGGCAUGUGGUUUCCAAUCUUCGUCUUUGCUGCAAGCGGCUUCGAGCACGCGAUUGCAAACAUGGCGUAUGUUCCCCUUGGGUUGAUGUACGGGGCGAAUGCGGACUACAAGAAUUGGCUGUACCAGAACUUAUUGCUGGUCAUUCUCGGAAAUGUCGUGGGAGGGGGGCUGAUUGUCGGGCUCUCCGACUACUACCUCUUUGACUGGACGAAAGCCGUUCAUCGCGUCAACGCUGCCGUGCUGUCGAAGCUCGGAGAACAAGAGUUCACCGAAGAAAAUCUCCGCAAAGUCUUCGCCUCCUUUGACGAAGAUGGCAAUGGUACGAUCGAGCGAUCGGAGUUUGAUCAGGCUCUCGCCAACAUGGGGGUAAAGGCUCCUAGGGAUCUCAUCGACACCUUGUGGACGAAUUCAGACACAGACGGCAACGGCUGCUUGGACUUUGAGGAAUUCUGCGACCUUCUCAGGAAAAUGCGAGACUUUGAGAAGUAUGGCCACGAUGAUGUGAGGUUUCAAAAGCCGGCAAACAUGCAGGCUUGAGAUAUGCAGUAGCGGCUUUGAUAGCUGAUCCGAUGAUUUUAUAUUCAUCGUUUUGUGACAUCCCUUUCGGGAUUCAUGCUUUUUUGCUUAUGCUGAUUUGAUGUUUCCAACCUUAAAUUUAGUUGCACAUUUAGAGAACAAUAUCUUCGAGAUUG
Messenger RNA from Guillardia theta CCMP2712, 1214 nucleotides. RefSeq lists its product as hypothetical. Bases 1 to 1059 code for a protein of 352 amino acids. Gene Ontology annotation, biological process: transmembrane transport; nitrite transport. Gene Ontology annotation, molecular function: high-affinity secondary active nitrite transmembrane transporter activity; calcium ion binding. The record is from RefSeq and is a predicted model, not a curated record. Lineage: Eukaryota; Cryptophyceae; Pyrenomonadales; Geminigeraceae. Gene Ontology annotation, cellular component: membrane. The transcript is spliced from 2 exons.